Messenger RNA from Penicillium pulvis, 2022 nucleotides. RefSeq names its product serine/threonine-protein kinase. Gene Ontology annotation, biological process: protein phosphorylation; mitotic DNA damage checkpoint signaling. The transcript is spliced from 3 exons. Gene Ontology annotation, cellular component: nucleus. The record is from RefSeq and is a predicted model, not a curated record. Lineage: Eukaryota; Fungi; Ascomycota; Eurotiomycetes; Eurotiales; Aspergillaceae. Gene Ontology annotation, molecular function: protein serine/threonine kinase activity; ATP binding. Bases 149 to 1990 code for a protein of 613 amino acids.
UUAUCAUUACCCCUGCACCUUGUGGAAAAAAAAAACUGACCCAAUCUCAAACCCAACCCCAACCCCUCCUACCUUCCAUCUUCGGGCGCAAUCGGCCCCGACGCCCCCCCUAACUCCUGACUCUUACACUCAGCCCCAUCUGCCUAUCAUGACCACCAUUCAAAACAUAAAGAAUUUUAUUCGUCACGGGAAACAAGCUCGUUUGGUGACCCAUUCUGAGCCAACCACCGACGUGUCCACCGUUCACGCCGAACAACAACCUCACCAAGGCCAAUUCUCCCCCGCACUGGAUUCCUUAGAUCCUGACCUGAGAGGAAAUGGUCCUGCAGCUUCCCAGAAGAAGUCAGAAUCCCAAGUCCGUCGUGACCGCUCCGUGGAAAUUGAACGCCUGGUCCAGGAGGAGAACGUAAGCCGAUCAAAGAUGCCUAAAUACCCGGGCUUGGAUCGAUGGAUCCUGGUCGAGAAGAUGGGAGAUGGAGCCUUCAGCAAUGUCUACCGAGCCAAGGAUUCCACAACAGAGUAUGGUGAAGUGGCCAUCAAGGUAGUGCGGAAAUUUGAAAUGAACAGCAAUCAGCGUGCGAACAUCCUCAAGGAAGUCCAGAUUAUGCGCAACCUCGAUCACCCCAACAUUGUCAAAUUGAUCGAUUUCUCCGAAUCCCGCCAAUAUUACUACAUUAUCCUGGAGCUCUGCCCCGGAGGCGAGCUCUUCCAUCAGAUCGUGCGAUUGACCUACUUCAGUGAGGAUCUCAGCCGACACGUCAUUAAGCAAGUGGCCGAAGCCAUUGAAUAUCUUCACGAGACAUCCGGCGUUGUUCAUCGUGACAUCAAACCAGAGAAUUUACUUUUCUACCCGACACCAUUCGUUCCCAGCAAAGGUCCGAAGCCCAAGCAGCCGGGCGACGAAGAUAAGGAGGAUGAGGGAGAAUUUAUCCCCGGUGUUGGCGCGGGCGGCAUCGGCACGAUCAAGAUUGCCGAUUUUGGUCUGUCCAAGGUGAUCUGGGACAGCCAGACCAUGACCCCUUGUGGAACGGUUGGUUACACCGCGCCAGAGAUUGUCAAGGACGAGCGGUACUCUAAGAGUGUGGAUAUGUGGGCUAUGGGAUGCGUGCUCUACACCCUGCUGUGUGGUUUCCCUCCAUUCUACGACGAGAGCAUCCAGGUGCUCACAGAGAAGGUUGCAAGAGGCCAAUACACCUUCCUAUCGCCCUGGUGGGAUGAUAUUUCCAAGUCCGCGCAGGAUCUUAUUUCGCACUUGUUGACCGUCGAUCCCGAGAAGCGUUACACCAUCAAGGAGUUCCUCGCACACCCAUGGAUUCGCGGAACUGACGAAGAAACGACCGCCGCUGCCGACGCUCCCCCUCUGGCAACACCUAUGGGUCCGGUGCCGAACGGUGAUCAGCUCGGCCCCACGGGUGCCGACCAAGCCCCUUACCAACCCGCCAGCUCCAGACUACUGGAUAUCCCUACCACCGGCUCAGACCGUCGCAUGGACUUCCGCUCCCCUGGUGCCUUCAAUCUGCGUGAGGUCUUCGAUGUUGGAUACGCCGUCCACCGACAAGAGGAGGAAGGCAAGCGCCGCCGGAAUGUCCGUCAAGCUGCCCGAAACAAUCCUACCGCUGGAUUCCAGUCUGCUCUGGGCGCUUUGAACGAGGGUUAUGAUGACGAAGUUGACUACCGCCAGCAAGCCGAUGCUUCUGGCCCGCCACCCGCUAAGAUCGUCAAGGCCACCGGCGGUUCAGGUGACAUGGCAGGCAUGGAAGCUAAGCUCCGUUCCACCAACCUCGGUGCCCAGAGUAGUGCUGCCCAGGCUCGCCAAGCCCACCGCCAGCCCCGACAGCAGCCGCAGCAGGGAUACGGUCAACACGACGCAAAGGUCGCCGCAGCUGCUAAGAGCGCUAUCGGUCGUAAUUCCCAGCAGCCGUUUGAGCUAAGCUUGAAUGGUGCCACAUUACUAGAGAAGCGUGGCCGUCGUAAUCAGCCUGUGGUCUAAGCAUAAGAACUAAGAAAACGAAAUGUUCUGUU